AUGGUCAACUUCGCCCUCAGCGCCGUCGCCACCCUGGCCGCCCUGGCCCCCCUCGCUGCCGCCGCUCCCACAGCAUCUGCGGCCCCCGAGGUCUUCUCCUUCGUCAAGUGGGUCGACGGCAUCAUCGCCAACCCGCACGGCGACAACCUCACUCCCGAGGAGGCCGUCGAGGCGUACUACAAGUCCGUCAACGCCUCCGAGGCGGCUGCCUUGGACUGGGACUAUGGCCGCGCUCGCAAGCGUGACGAUGCCGCUGAGGAAGCUACCCCCGAGUGGGAUUACGGCAAGCGUGACGAGGUCCCCGAGGCAGCUGCCACUCCGGACUGGGACUAUGGCCGCGCUCGCAAGCGUGACGAUGCCACUGAGGCAGCUUCUCCUGACUGGGACUACGGCCGGGUUCGCAAGCGUGCCAAGUGCAACACCAUCGCAGGCACCCAGGCUUCGGUACGGUUCUUCACGGUCGCCGAUGCCGUCUCGUGCAUCAACUACCUUGCCGGCCUCGGCAGCACAUCGUGCGUCGUCUCCAACGCGAAGAGCCACUUCUGCACCAUCGGCAAUGCGCAGAUCACGGGCGUCACUUCGGGCAGCAUUCCCGCAGCCUCUUCCUGCAAUGAUGUCGCCCGUGGUGCGGGCUAUAUCAUGGACGCGUGCACUCUGAAGGACAAUACUGUCCAGGGUUCUGAGUUUGCGUAUGGCAACGGGGAUCUCCUCGUCUGGAUCCGCAAGCCUGAGUAA
Molecule: messenger RNA, 735 nt
Organism: Colletotrichum gloeosporioides
Lineage: Eukaryota; Fungi; Ascomycota; Sordariomycetes; Glomerellales; Glomerellaceae
Exons: 3
Coding region: 1-735 (244 amino acids)
Source: RefSeq, a predicted model, not a curated record